This is a messenger RNA of Papilio xuthus (Asian swallowtail), 1177 nucleotides long. RefSeq lists its product as uncharacterized. The transcript has 7 exons. Lineage: Eukaryota; Metazoa; Arthropoda; Insecta; Lepidoptera; Papilionidae. Bases 176 to 1135 code for a protein of 319 amino acids. The record is from RefSeq and is a predicted model, not a curated record.
GUUUCUGACAAUACUAAAAAUUAUUUGACAUAAAAAAAAUCAAAAAGCGUACAACGUACAAAAAUAUCAACAAUUAAAAGUUUAAAGAUAAAUUUCAAGUUUUGCGAUGUGUGUUGUGUUCUAAACAUGCUCGGCCUGGAAGGGGAGCUACUGGAAACCAGCCAGCGGCGCAAGCAUGGCGGUCCAGUCUGUAAGCUAUUGUACACUCUACGAUCUGGCCACACGCCGCGGGAACACGAUAGUGACGUGGCUGAGUUGCAACGGCGAGGGCUGGGGGAUGGGCCCCACGGCGGUGUUCGCCAGCGCCGCGGCCCUCUUCCUGUACAGCGAGCUUCAGGCGACCAUCAACUCUGGCGGCGCUCCGGCGCACCCUACAUUGCUAGAGAAUAUGCUCAUAUCGACGAUGGUACUGGGAAUGCUGGCGCUUAUGGUCCACCUGUGGGUGUGUUUCACGCGGUUUUUCCUGUGCUAUUUGGACACUUUAAUUAGAGACAGUCCAGGCGUCCUGUUAGAGAUGACAACGGUGGGCCUACUGGGAGGGGAGAGCGAGCUCGUGCCGUUGGGUCCGCUAACGCGCUUCCUGCGCCAACAGCAGGGACAAAUACACAUCACCGCAUGCUGGUUCCUUGCCCUCUGCUAUGCAGACUUCAUCAGGAAGCACUACUGUGAAAGAUUCACCGUGCCCUACAUAGAGCAGUGGAAAAACGAACUGCAUGUCUUCACUGCCCGAGGAGUGGACAGGACCAUUAUGAACCUCCAGACAUUCGUAGCCAAAGUGCAGCAGCGCCUCGGCAGGCACGAGUCUGAACCGCCGCCAAAUAGCUACGCACAAACUGACAGUACGCUGUACACGAGGAGAGCGUCGUCGGUGGACCUGCGGGCAUACGCGGCGCAGCUGGCGCACCCCUGCCCAGUUGGCGGCCAGCGCACCAGCGACUCCGCCCUCUAUGUCAAGAAGCACGACGGACCUCUUCCGCCUCUCCCCUUCCCGAUACAAACUAGUGACACCACUGGCGAAGCGAUCGAGAAGCUUAAACAUUUUAUAAAUGCCACCAGGUGUUAUUGUAACACCGACAAGCCAUGUGAAUACCCUCGUGUUGAAGAAGCUACGUCAACAAAUGUUUUAUGGCGUUGAAAAUGUUGUACAAGAAAAAAAUGAAAAUAAACUAAUUAAUAU